Molecule: messenger RNA, 5225 nt
Organism: Pseudopipra pipra
Lineage: Eukaryota; Metazoa; Chordata; Aves; Passeriformes; Pipridae
Gene: CZH5orf34
Product: chromosome Z C5orf34 homolog
Source: RefSeq, a predicted model, not a curated record
CUUUUAAUACUCACUGGAAAAAUGAAAUGUAUCAAAAGGCAGUAUGGUCUUAAGGACUGUAUUAGCGUUUCAAAGUCUGAAAUCCAGAAACUAGAAAUGUGAAAAUUAGCUGAUUUUCACACAUGCAUUUGCUCAUUGAGCAUAAUUUUCAUACAAAAUUUGUAAUCCAAAUAUAGGUCAGACUUUCUGCUGACCUUAUAAGCAGAUGUCUUCUGGAAAACAUAUUUACUCAAAACUAAAAGUCCCAAGGAAUUUGGGCCUUUUAAAAGUCCCAUACAUGCUUUACAGUUAAGUAAUAGUGACUUAGAGGGACUCCACUUUUCAUAUUUGUUUUGCAUCUGUUGUGAUGAGUCUUCUUUUUCUGUAAAGUAGCUCUCAGGUUCCAGAUCUACUGUCAGCUUGUGGAGACAGUACAUCUUGCAUGUAGAUAAGAAGUGUGCCAAAUCAUCCUGUAUUAUUAAAAUGUUGAGAACUAGGAAUUGUAUAUACGAAGCCACUCAGGUCAAGUUUGCAACAUAAGCUUUUCCAUCCACCAGAAAUACUGGAAAAUCAUGAAGUGAGACUUUUGUUCAAAGUAGUGGAGAAGUUUGCUGUCUCUGUACGUGUGAAGCUUGGUAAGAGCUUUAAGCCAUUACCGCAGUAGGGAAAAAUUAGUUAUAACUCUGUCCUACUGCAUAAGGAACACACCAUAAUCUUUUUGUUAAACACUUAAGUCUUUCUUACUUGUCUUAGAUCUCACAGAACUUUAAUACAAAUUAGUGACAGUGGAAUGAGAUGUGAGGAGAGCAAAACAAAGCAGCAGGUUUCUGAUUGUCAGAAUCACCCUUUUCUGCUUGUCUGCCCACUUUUAAUUGCCCAUUGUUCUGUGUAUGAUAGAAAUGAGUCUUAAAGAUUAUUUCACCUGAUUUUAUCAUUUACACAUUUCAAGUGCUGCAUAUAUGUUUCUCAUCUACAGGUUUCUGAAAAAUGCCUUGCAAAUAUAUAACCAUUUAAAAAGAUGGAUUUGCGUUAUGGUGUAAUGGUAAACCAGCAAAGGCACAGAAGCAUGGAGAGCAAACUUUGGGGGAGAUGUGAAGCAAGCUUCUUUAGCAAUGGUUCUGAAAAGAAACAGGCUUCACAUUCAAAUUUGAACAGGAGAACCAAGCUUCACAGAUCAGUAAAAGUGUGCACAGUAUUUCCCACUCUGAAAAAUCUAAUUGUGAUUUAACAGAAAUGUUUAGUAUUUGAAAACCACACUUUGUUUAAUUUCAAACUGGGCUGCCAGAGUUGCUCUUUUGCAUGUGCUUUGCUGUUGAGUGAUUUUCAUAUUCAGAAAUGAAGUCCACUUACUCUCAGUAGUUUCCUACAAAGAAGGUCUUGGUACUGGCCCUUUUUUUUCUUUUUUUUUAGGUAAACAAAUGGUCACUCAGUUUUGACUGUUGGGUUUUAGGUUAGUUGUAGCACUACAGAAAGAAGCAAAACUAUGUCAGGUAUCACAGGUAUCACAAAUUGUGCAGAGCUGGGAUUUUUUUUUUCAAUACAGUAAUCCAUUAUGGCACUGAAUAUUUGUGACAUUCAGUCUGGUUUGGAAUAGUAAUCUUUAUUUCUCUCUGAGACAGUACUUUCUUAUCACAUUCUGCCUUUCCUUCCUACUGCACAGAACUCAUUCUAUUACUGAUAGCUCAAGUUUGCAACUUCUCUCUGAUUGAAUUAUGGUCCUAAUCAUCCAGUUUAUGCCUGUGCAUCCUGGUAAUUAGUACAGGAACACAAAAUUACAUUACAACAAAAAGCAGGGAAGAUAGUACACUGUUUGUACCCUGAAUUGCUGAUUUGCCACUUCUACUUCAGUCUGUGGAACCUACUUCCACAGUUUCUUUGGUGAAGGUUUCAACUGUAGUAGUGCAAUUGUCAGCAAAAUACAGUGUAUCACCCAUAAUAAAAACUAAUAUUCGUGACUCAUUCAUAAUCCCAGUAUAUACUUUGAAACUUGCUUCAGGCAAGUACUGUACAGAAUAAUACUUAUUAAAAAGGGUAUUGCAAACAGAAUGAGGGUAUUUUGAUGCAUGGCCGUGCCUGCAGCCACUUGACUGGAUGCUGAUCUACUCUCUCCUGGGAAAACAGCUGUUGAGAAUGAAAGUUGUACUGAACACGCUUCAUCCAUGAUUGCACUGAUCUGAGAAAUUUGUACCUCCGUAGGUCGGUAAGGGACAACUGUUACAGGAAGACCAUGUGCUCUAGUGUGGAUCUUCAGUUGUGUUUAUUAAGUGCUUUGAAUGGGGAUCGAUAAUGAAUUGUCACUUGGCUGUAAACUGUCAAUCCACUUAAACCAGCUUUGAUUAAUUUUAAAUAUUAGGGGAGGGAGGGUGUUGUAUAUAAUCUUCCAAAAAGGCAGCCAGGCAUAAUUUUAAAAUUGUCCUUUACGAACUUAGACCUUGCCUAUUCAGCUACAACUUCUGCUACCCAGUUCUAAUUACACAGGUUGAAUUUCCCUGCCCUGCGAAUACAUGAAUGUAAAGCAGCAGUCACUAGAGAAUUAUAUUUAAGUAGGCUGUCUCUGGGGUAUGUUGUAGAUGGGCAGCCUGCCUCCUAGUCUUCCAGAAGUGCCGAUGUGGGGAGGCGAGGAAUGAACGCCCGGUUGCCCAGCCGCUGGCUUGGUGCGUAGGGAGGCGGAAGAAGCAGCGCAGUACUGCGUGAGGCUCCCGUGGGCGAGUGGGGUGGUGCGGUACCUCACCUGGGAGGAGCUCUGGCGGGAGGAGCUCUGGCGGGAUCUCGGGCGGAGCUCAGCGCUGCCGCCGUCCUGCCCCGCUGUUCCCGCCGUUCGCCGGCAGGGCCAUCUCGCCCCGAGCGCUGUCGGCCCCGGUCGAUCCCGUGCGGUCCCAGCUCGGCCUCCUGGUGCGAUGGAGGCCGAAGAGCUGAUGGUGCUGUUCAGGGACGACUCGGUGGAGGUGCAUCACGCGGAGGGGUCCCGCCUGCUGCUGUCUCCGUGCGGCUGCGAGUACCUGGAUGAAGGGGCGCUCCGCGCCGCCGCCAGCCCGCUCCAGCCGGCGGAGACCGCCCGCCAGUGCCUACAGGGUAUGGGACGGGCAUCGCCUUUGGGGAGGGCAGCGGAACAACUUCUACGAGCUGUAGAUUUCCGGAACAAGUUUUCUUCUCCCCCGUAAUUACCUUCUCGCCUUAUACCUCCAGAGAGAAAAAAGAUUCUUUUCAGUGAUAUCUUGGAAAUUAGAUGGCCUGACCCUGCAACAGCUGGUCUGACAAGAUGUAUAGACAAUGGCAGUGUGAAGAUCUCAUCUGUAGAUGGCUAUGCUCACCUUUACCUGUCAGAAUUGCAGCAAGAAUUUACAGUGGAGUUCUUAUGCAAAGUCAGCCAGUCAUCUGCAGCAUCCUUACGCUCCUCUUAAAAGUACAGAGACUAUCAAAAUGGAGAUCAGCAUGGAAAACCAAGUAGUAACUCUGUUACAGAAAUGUUGUUGAAACAAACAAGAAUGGCGAAUAAGAAAAAUUAACAUGGUUGUGCUGAAGGUAAAUAUAGAGAACCAACCAAACUAAAGGACCGAGGAGACAGAGAUGGAGACCCAUUGUGCUACACCAGUUGUUCUUCUGAAUACACAUGGGUUACACAGUGUUGGUCUGUUUCCUCCUGUCCCGAAGAAUGGAAAUAUCCUUUGUCUUUGGCACUGAUGUGCUGUAACUUACAUACUGUUAAGAACGUAAUGAAGCCAUGUGGGAAAAAUAACCACACACCUAUCAAGGCUGAUGUUGUAACAGACCCUGAAACACAUGAAACAGUUUCUUGUUUACCUACAGCUUUGCCCCUCAGCUGCAGAGCCCCACAUUUACACAGGUAGACUUUCUGUGACUUCUUUCAGAAUGAAGACACUGAAAACUAUUCAUGCCCUCAGCUAAUUCAAGUUGUAUGGUGCCAGGGUGUUUUUUGUAGAUUUAUCCAUGGUAGGACAAACAUCACAGAAAUUUAUCCUGGUGAUGACUCAUUUUUCAAGUCAGAGGGAGCAUUUUUUGGAAAAUAUUUCAUACAUUAUGCAGUCCAAAAAGGAACAAAAAAGCCUUUAACUCAUAGUCAGAUGUCGUUACUCAUGGAAGAAAAAAUGUAUUCAGUGAACAGUCUUCCUCCUGAUGUACCAGGAAAUCCAUACUUUAUAUCCUCCAUUAUUACUCAGGCAACCAAAAUACUUCAUUAUUGCUGCAAGACAAAACUGUUAUUAAGUCAUAACUAUCAUCUCUGCUGCUGGAAAGUGGUACCUGAGACAGAUGGAUGAGAAAUGUUGCUAGUUUUGCUGUAUGAAAAGAUUAUUCCCAACAUGGGAAGACUCGUUGUGUACUCGGAUCAUAAAGUCCAUGCUGCUUUUUGGGAUGGGUUGACCCUGAAUGUGGUUUGGGAUUUCAGCUCCUCCUCUAGUGAGAUCCAGAUAAAUGAAGAUAUAGGCUGGUGUAAGUUAACUACUCCUGAUGGGGUACAGCAGUUAAUACAAAUAAGUCAUCCUGGAGUCUAUGAAAGGUACAUCAGAACAGCAAUAGAAUGGUGCAGAAGUUUGAGUGAAAGCAAAGAGAUUGCUGAAUAUACUGCGCACUCUGUAACUGAAGAAAACUGGUCUGCUGAUGCUGAGCUCAAAAAAAUACAGAGAUUUAAUUUUUUAUUAGACAGUAGCAAUGUUCCGGAGAGGAAGAAUGCUGCAAAAUCCAAUCCGUCUGGUAUCGCUGUCAGAAAAAAUGAAAGCAGGAGUGAUUCGAAAGAACUCAGUGUCAGGUGUGUCUUGAAAGCUUUGGAGAAAACUUCUAAAGUCAUUCAGGAUAUUGAACCUCUGCUUGCAGCUUCUGGGAAGUGAAGCUUCAUAGCAGAUGAAGACCUGUGUUCCGUGUCCUCGUAGGAGCUGUCCCAGCUGUGUCUGAGGGAGCUCUGAGGGGCGACAGGAAGGCUGAAGUCGCCAUUGUAACACCCGUGAAGUCUGUGAGCUGCCACUGUAAUGUCAGUAACAGUGCCAGUGGUUUAUUUGGUAUAGACAAAGAGAACAGGUGAAAUAGUAGAGCACAGCUGUAUAAAUACAUCAAGGCUGACCUGACCUCGCUACUUUUAAAUGUAUGAAGUUGUGUUUGAAUCAAGUGAUUUUAUAGAACAACUUAGUGAACUGCUGAACUGACUAGGGUAGGGAUAGGCAGUUUUAAUUGUAAAAAACGUGCUUUUAUUCAGAAGCUUACCCAGUCCAAUAAAAUGUUUCCCAAAUGCUUUA